Messenger RNA from Dentiscutata heterogama, 692 nucleotides. The record is from the annotation of a GenBank genome assembly. Lineage: Eukaryota; Fungi; Glomeromycota; Glomeromycetes; Diversisporales; Gigasporaceae.
CAUUAACUAUUCCUUUGCAUGAUAUUAAUGAAGAGGCAUCUCAAUCCUUACAGAGCAUCGAUAAUGUGCUUAGUGAAUAUAAUAAAUUCAAGGUUGGUCAUAAUUGGAUUCUUUCUGGAACAGAAGUUGAUUAUAUUGAUUCUAAAAUAGCAACCUUUGUUCUAGAAAACAAACAACUUUUUGAAAGUAAAUUGCUAGAAUCUAUGAAGCAGUUGCCGAAAGUCUACUCUAGGUUAAAUAUUGAACAGGAAAAAGAGAUUGUCGAAAUUAUUGAAAAAAUGCAAAAUGGAUUGAAACCAGAUGUGUGGGCGACAACAGAUAUUGCUGGAGUUCAAUAUGAAGUAAUGUAUUGUGAAAUCUCUGGAAUGCCAUUUAAGCUAGAUCCCAUUCAUAUUGAAGAAGACAGAAGAAAACUAUUUCGAUUGGGUGUCCGAGUGAAAAUUUUAUUUAACAAAAAUAUCGUAGAACAAUAUGUGCAUGCACUUACAAAUCAUUUAAUACAAUCGAUAUCAUUGCUAACAAUACCUUUAUUACGGUUCUAUAGGCCUAUAAAUAUUCCUAUUCAAAAUUUACAAAGGCACAAAUUUAAAACCUUUACAACUAGAAUAGAAGUUAAUAAUGGAAAUAUCACUCCAAUACGUGGUUCUCUAUUACAUCCUUUAAGUCUUUCAAAGACUCCAUUAAGAUCAUAA